Messenger RNA from Oncorhynchus keta (chum salmon), 3349 nucleotides. RefSeq names its product neuropeptide FF receptor 1-like. Gene Ontology annotation, biological process: G protein-coupled receptor signaling pathway. The record is from RefSeq and is a predicted model, not a curated record. Lineage: Eukaryota; Metazoa; Chordata; Actinopteri; Salmoniformes; Salmonidae. The coding region runs from base 41 to 1540 and encodes 499 amino acids. Gene Ontology annotation, molecular function: neuropeptide receptor activity; peptide binding. The transcript has 3 exons. Gene Ontology annotation, cellular component: membrane.
UGUGUUAUCAGACCUAUUCAUCCUGGAGAAGGAAGAAGUGAUGGAGGUGUGGAACAGUGGUGAAGAGGAGGGACUGACUGAACUGGAGGGCUCCUCAGACACCAUGACAGCCCUGACCACCUCCAAUCACCUCCUCCUCCAUCACAGAGCUAUUAACGACUCCAACUACACCACCACCAACAACAUCACCUACUUCCCUUACUACCAGCACUCCCUCCCUGUGGCUGCUAGCUUCAUCCUGGCCUACCUGUUCAUCUUCCUGCUGUGCAUGGUGGGUAAUGUACUGGUGUGUCUGAUUGUGCUGGGGAACCGUCGCAUGAGAACCGUCACCAACCUUUUCAUCCUCAACCUGGCAGUCAGCGAUCUGCUGGUGGGCAUCUUCUGCAUCCCCACUACUCUUGUGGACAACCUCAUUACAGGCUGGCCAUUUACCAACUCUGUGUGUAAAAUGAGUGGUCUGGUGCAGGGGAUGUCUGUAGCUGCCUCAGUCUUCACCCUGGUGGCCAUUGCAGUAGACAGGUUCCGCUGCAUUGUGUACCCUUUUCAACCCAAACUCACCCUAAUAGUUGCCAAGGUGACCAUAGCAAUGAUCUGGGUCCUGGCUGUGGUAAUCAUGUGCCCCUCAGCAGCUGCCCUGACCGUGGUGGAAGUGGCAGAUCACUACAUGGUGUAUAACCAGGACUACAACAAGACUUACCCCCUGUACUCCUGCUACGAGAACUUUGCCGACCCGAAGAUGCGGAAGGUCUACACCACAGUGCUGUUCGCCCACAUCUACUUGGUGCCCCUGGCUCUCAUCACUGUCAUGUACGGACGCAUCGGCGUGAAGCUCUACACCUCCGUGGUGUCAAGAAGAGAGCCUCAGGAUGCAGCACAUCCUCCUCCUCGAGCCAGACAUGAGGGGGGCAGGCAUCUGAUCUCACAGAAGAAGAUCAAGGUGAUCAAGAUGCUGAUCGUAGUAGCCCUGCUGUUCAUGCUGUCCUGGCUGCCCCUGUGGACUCUGAUGCUGCUGACAGACUACGCAGGGCUGGACGAGGAGCAGCUGGAGCUCCUGACUGGAUACAUCUUCCCCUUCGCCCACUGGCUGGCUUUCUCCAACUCCUCUGUCAACCCCAUCAUCUACGGAUACUUCAAUGAGAACUUCAAGAGGGGCUUCCAGGCAGUCUACCAGACCAACUCCUGCUGCCGCCCGGAAAAUAGGGUUGAGGUAGCAGGGAGGGGAAACCGGGAAGGCAGAGCAGGGGGUGGGGGUAAUGGUGGAGAGGGUGGAGGCGGCCUGAGGGAGCCUACAAGCAACCCCAAUCCUCUCCCAUUUGGGGCUAGAAACAAAGUGUAUACUGACGGUAAUGUGAUGCACUCUGUCCAUCUUGAGCUGGAGUUGAAGAAAAAUUCUAAGGUGGGAAGCAACACGGUCCAUGUUGAGGUUGGGGGGACUGGGGCAGGCGGAGGAAUAGGGAAUGGAAAUGGGAUGAACAAAAAGGGGCUACAGGUUGACGAGCAGACCAGCCCAAUGGGAGUUUGUCAGGCCUGGGAUCAUUAGUGGGGAUGUAAACCGUGGAGGUGCUUUCAGCAUCCCGAAUAAUAUUUUACGUUUAGAUGUACAUUACAUUUACAAUCUAAACUCAUACUUAAUGCAUAGAAAAGAUAGGCACCAUCUUAUUUUCUUUUCUUUCAGAUGGCAUGUGUGGACUCAAAUUGUGAAGGAAGUGGACUCAUCUCAACAUUAGAUUAGAUCGUAUAGGGUUUUGAAAAUGUCUGAAAAACUAAAAUCUAAGAGCCACUAAGUACUCUCCAAACACCAAAGAUAGACUUGAAAAGAAAGAGAACAAAGCAAAGCAAAGCAAAGACAUCAAUCAUGGUGAUACCCUUAUUCUGUUUUUGCUUGUAAUAUGAAUUAGUGAAAAUGAAUUAUGUUUUGCUCAGUGAAGAUUUCUUUGAACAUUGUCAGCAAAACAACGAGAGGGGAUAUAGUUGAGACGAUUUCAUGUCAACUUUCUAGCCCUAAAGUAGUCUCAAUCUGAACACUGUCAACAAUAUAGAUGUCUCUUAAAAUGUCUCAAAGAACAUAAUGCCUCAGAAAAAGGCAGUUUGGUUCAAUUCAAUCUUGAAACUUGAAGCAAAACAAAUUUCCGCACAGAGGGGAAGUGUAUUAUCUGAUACUACAGAGCACAACAAAUCAAAUGAUAUCUAAUUAAAUCAAAGGUUAUUCAUCAUAUACACAGGUAAGCGGUGCAAUUAAAUACUUACUUGCGAGCUACCUCAACAUUGCAGUGAAAUAUCAAAUUUAAAAAAGUAUAAAUGAGAGUAAUGACUAACACAAUAAGUUAUACGUUUUAAACAACUAUUAAAAAGUACACGGGUGGAAAAGAACUGUUUUGGAGGAGCAGUAUUGGACUGAAAUCUAGUCCCUGUCACUAGUGAAAACAGGGACCAAACUAUUUAUUGAUCAAUACAUUUGUACAUGUUACUGAACAAGCAUAUCAGUUUAAUAAGGAGGGAGAAAGAUGUAUUUUAUGUAAGGUUUUAUUAAAGUUUUCUGAGAAUGCCCUUACUCUAUAGGACUGAUAGAAAACGCCAAAAGGGGCUGAGUCAAACAAAACAAAUGCUCACAAAUAUUGCUAAGGGCUAGUCAGACAGUUUUUCUAACUAUGGAAAUAUUAAUAUGCCUUGCCCAGAGUUUGGUAGGACAAAAUGUAUGUGUUUCAGGGUUUCUUAAACUGUAGAUAUUCUAUAUAUAUAUAUACUAUAUUAUUCUUCAUUUGGGUCAUUGGAGGACGAUUUGGGUCCCUGGAGGACAUUACACUUCUAAUUUUGGUUUCAAACUUGAAAAGUUUAAGAACCCCUGGUAUAAAGCAAUGAUUUAUAUAUACACUAGAUGACUGACGGGGUGCCAUUCAUGCUGUUCACAGCGUAGUAGCCAGGGCAACAAAAAAAAACAGAAAAGAUGAGCCUCGCACAUCAACGCUCUUUACCCACUACAAUGUUUAAUUUAUGCAUCUAUAUCAUAAAACUGAGGCUACCUUUACAUUAUAUUAUGUGAGCAAAACAUACAAAUACAAAAAUAUGGAAAAACAUUUUUCUUAAAGUAUAAUUUCUAGACAGUACCUAAUGUUACUGUCCCCACUAUGACAAAAAUACUUAAAUACAUGUCAUUGUGUGCUUGAAACAUUUAAUUGAAAUACUGUAGAAUUCCAUUUAUUCCUUUGGAGGACUGCUUCUUCUAAGGAGAAUCAAUAUGGUCGUCCAGUGACUUCAAAGCCUCUCAUUGGCCAAUAUAUAGCAUCUGCAAUCUAGAGUUUAUAUACAUCCCUAGUAUAAGCACUAGAGGACUGACAGGGGCUGCUGUUUU